This is a messenger RNA of Rhodotorula toruloides NP11, 1839 nucleotides long. Its product is annotated as sphingosine kinase. The transcript has 9 exons. Bases 1 to 1839 code for a protein of 612 amino acids. Gene Ontology annotation, biological process: sphingosine biosynthetic process. NCBI's taxonomy places the organism in Eukaryota, Fungi, Basidiomycota, Microbotryomycetes, Sporidiobolales, Sporidiobolaceae. The record is from RefSeq and is a predicted model, not a curated record. Gene Ontology annotation, cellular component: membrane; intracellular membrane-bounded organelle; cytoplasm.
AUGAGCUGCAACUGCUUCGGGACGCGGUCUGACGCGCUCAGAGACGACCACUACACGCCACUCGGCAUGCACAACCCGCAGCCAACCCGUCCAGGCGACGAGCUCGUCGUCCUCUCCAAGGACGGCAACAAGCCUGUCAACCUCGCCCUCACGCAGGACGGGCUGGUCGUGCUCAAGUCCAAGAAGGGAUCGCUUCAUUCGCUCAAGCUGUCGAGUCCUUCGUCCACCUCGAGUCGCUUGAUCCCCUACCUCAACCUCCUCUCCGCCCGCCUCAGCUCGCCUGCGUCGACCAGCACCAGCAAACCGACUUCUGAACUUGAGAUCAUCGUCGCAGCGCUCGUCCCCCGCGAAAAGGGGAAGGCAAACUCGCCUCUCAAGCUCUGGAUCCUGAAAGGCCGCGUCUACGACAGCCAUGCAUCGACCGGGAACGCGAUGGGAAUGGUUGCAGACGAAGAGAGCUCAGGUGGGGAGAGUGUACGGCUCAAGGCGGCAAGGUGGUGCAGGGAAGCCGAGGAACGAGCUUACGCGGGCAUCGACCGAUCGAAGGAACGCCUGUACUGCGUCGUAAAUCCCGCCGGAGGGAAAGGGUUGGCCAAGAAAGUAUGGGAGGAGGCCGUCAAACCGAUGCUUGAUGCUGCUGGAUGCGCUUACGACGUCGCCUACACCGGUCCGCCUGGUUCUCCAACUCACGCCGUUGCUCUCGCCCGCUCACUCCCCCUCUCAACCUAUUCGACCCUCCUCUCGCUCUCCGGCGACGGCAUCAUUCACGAACUCCUCAACGGCCUCGCCACGCACUCAUCCGGUCAGGGGAAGAAGGCGCUGAGGGAAACGACUUUGUGUCACGUACCUUGCGGAAGCGGGAACGCGCUGGCGAGCAGUCUGGUUGGGAGCGAGAAAGUGGAGGACGUGCGAUGGUCCGCAUUGGCGGCUUUGAAGGGCCAGCCGAUUCCGCUCGACCUCUGCUCCUUCGUCCAGCCAAGCACUCCCGCCGGCACGCGCGAGUUCUCCUUCCUCACCCAAGCCUUCGGUCUCAUGGCCGAUCUCGACCUCGGAACCGAGCACUUGCGCGCGCUGGGCGACUUCCGUUUCACUCUCGGCUACGUUCACGGCGCACUCCAACGAAGAACCUAUCCCUGCACCUUGACGGUCGAGAUCGUUGAGGCGGACAAGGCGGCGAUCGCUCGGAAGCACAAUGCGUCGCUACGCUCGCCUAUCUCGGCGUCCGUAGCUGGCGAUGACCUGGGAGAAGACGACUUGCCGCCUGCGAAGCCCUGGACCGCCUCACUGCCUCCGCCCGACGUCACGCCUACGGUCCUGACGGGUCUACCGUCACCGUCUGAUCCGCCGCUCAAGCCUGGCUGGUACACGUUUGACCUGACGAAGAAGGGCGUGUUCUUCCUAUACGGAGGAAAGGUCCCGCUCAUUGCUCGAGAUGUCAUGCUCUUCCCUGCCGCCGACCCGAACGACGGCCUCAUUGACCUCGUCCUCGUCGGCCCGAUGGGACGGAUAGAAGCGCUCACUGCCAUGGACUCGACCAACCCGACACCAUCCCCGACGCAGAAAAGCUUCCUGUCCCUCCCCGCCGUAACCUACCUCAAAGCGCGCUCCUAUCACCUCUCCUUCCCUCCUCCGCCUCCCUCGACGAAUGGCAAUGCAAAGGGGCGGAAAAGAGGGUUCUUGUCGGUCGACGGGGAGAGCAAGAAGUACGAGGAGUUCAGGGUCGAGGUUCAUCAGGGGUUGGCGAGGGUGCGAAGUCUGGGCGCAGCUGGUGGUGCAUUCGAGGGACAGGGAGGCGGAGGAGCGUGGGUCGGGAGGAGGAAGAUUGCGGGAUUCGACUAG